Messenger RNA from Acaulospora morrowiae, 195 nucleotides. Lineage: Eukaryota; Fungi; Glomeromycota; Glomeromycetes; Diversisporales; Acaulosporaceae. The record is from the annotation of a GenBank genome assembly.
AUGUCUGUAAAGUUCAGCAAAGGUGGUUUCUUUUCGGAACGACUAAUUCGUAAAAGAGAUGUCAGCGGAGAGUUUUUGUGGAAAGGUGGUAGGAAGACUGAUGAAGUUGAGGAGAGGUUGUCGUCGGUAAAAAAAAAUGGGAACGAAACGGAAGACGACUGCAAUUUAUUAAAUUUGAGGAUGAUUGAUAGCUGA